This is a messenger RNA of Candidula unifasciata, 443 nucleotides long. NCBI's taxonomy places the organism in Eukaryota, Metazoa, Mollusca, Gastropoda, Stylommatophora, Geomitridae. The record is from the annotation of a GenBank genome assembly.
GAACAACCCAAAGGGUGUCAAGUGUGGCUGGCAAUUAUGUUAUCACAGUCGAGCAGGAUACUUCAGUUUCAAAUAACAAUUACUCAUUUUAUGAGUACUUUAGGGUUGAUUACAAUCAGAUUCAGAACUUCUGGUACACCACGAUGAUCAAACCCAUUGAUCGUGAUGGCCCGACAUCUAGCUUGAAUGAUGAUGUCAAUGUCCUGCAGUUCCGAUUUCUCUGUAAACCUCCUAACCAGUCUAUCAUAUACAGUGUCUUGAGGAUACAGAUAACAGAUAAAAACGACAACUAUCCAGAGUUUGUGAGGCAGCCUUACACUACAAGCAUAAGUGAGCUGACUCCGGUGGGACAGAUCUUCUACAGUUCCAUUUCAGCCGUUGAUAAGGAUGAAGCUGAAAAUAGGCAGAUUGUCUACUACCUCACUGACACACCAGGAGCUAUG